UAAUAUUAUAUAAUUGAUUACAUCAUUGCCUUUAAAAAGAAUAGUGUAUUAAUAAUCAUCAUAAUAAAAUCAUAAUAAUAUUUUUUUGUUUAUAUAAUAAUAUAUUAAAAUAAUCAUUUUAUUUUAAAAAAACAGUUAUAAAGUAUUUUUUCCUUAUCUACUAUUAUUUUAAAAUUAAUUAAUCAUUAUUUAAUUUUUUUUUUUUUUUUUUAAUAAAUAUUUUUUUUUUAUUUAAUUUUAUUAUUUUUUUUUGUUUCAUCCCAAUACAAAAUAUUAUUUAUUUGUUUUUGUGUACAUUAAUCAUCAGUAUUUUUAUAAAAAAAUAAAGAGUAAAAUUUUAAAUCAUAUAUAUAAAUAAAAUAUUAAAGUAAUAAUAAUUAAUUAAACAUAUAAAAAUAAAUCAAAUAUAAAAUACUUUUUUCUAAAAAAAAAAAAUGAAAAAUUUUAAAAAACAUUUAUUUUAUUGUUUUUUAAUUUUUUUAAUUUUAAAUUGUAACAUUUAUACAAGUUUGGCAAAUGAAAAUGCAGGUUCUUCGUCAAACUCUACGGAAUCAUCAUCUGCUGUAACACCAACUCCUUCACAAUCUCCUUCUCCAACACCAUCAACAUCACCUACAUCCAAACCAACAUCCAAACCAACAUCCAAACCAACUACCAAGCCAACUGCAUCAUCAGAGGCUUCAUCUUCAUCAGUAGGAUCAGAAAGUGGUGAGGAUUUACACCAAUGUGCACCAGAUUAUUUUAAUGAUUUUAGUUCAUCAAGUAGCUUUGAUAUUGGUGUAUCUACAUCAAGCAACGAUCCAUAUGAGUGCGCAUUAUCAAGCUCCAAUGCUGUAUUUUCAUCAUCAACCAAAGGAAAUUUUGCAAAAUUGUCAAUAUCAAGUACUGGUUGUCCAACUUCUUGCUUAUCACAUAGUUACUCAUGUUCAGAAAUCUCAACUAACAGUACUGUUCUUGACUAUGGAACAUAUGAAUUUAAAGUUGCUGCAUCACCUGUUAAAAAUGUCUUAACAAAAGUUUAUAUCUCAUCAGGUGGUAAAAGUCAAUAUUCUGAUAUUUUUUUCCAAAUGAAUGGUAACUCAACUAAAUUAACUUAUGGUUAUACUUAUUUUGGUCAAACUACAUCCUAUUCAGACACAUUAACUGGUACUGAUUUUAGUUUAGAACAAGUUUAUAAAUUUAUAUAUACUAGUGGAAAAUUGAGUUUUUAUUAUAACAAUAUUCUUUUACAAAACAAGGUAGAAUCGUCUAUUUAUAACGGUGUUAAACUUCCCACUCCACCAAUGAAAUUCUAUGCUUCUGUAACUAAUAGUGGAACCUUAAAAAUCCCAGCAGUAAACUUACCAGCAUUCUCUCAAUUUUCAAUGUUCAACUAUACCUCCGAUAUGUGUUCAAGUGAUAGCAGUAGUGAUGGUAAUAAUUGGAAUAACAAUAUGGAUUCACCAUUAUAUUACUUUACCUCAAAUUGCACCAACUAUAGACCAAUUCCAAUUUUCAAUGAUACAUUUAAUGAUGGUUGGGUAGACCAAUCAAAAUGUUUAGUUCAAUUCCCAAACAGUACAAAUAAUAUGGCUCAAUAUGCAAGAAUUGGUACCAGCAUUGGUUUUGCUUUAAAUAAUGCCAAUAACUACUUUAGAUUAUCUUUUAAUAGCUCUAUCCCAAUAAAUAGACACAGAUAUAUAAUGUUUUGGAUAAAUGGUGGUAAUCAAGGUUAUCAAAGCUUAGCCCUUUAUUUGACAAAUGGUGACAAGAAAAUUGGACAAGCUAAUAUAGGUGAUUAUAUUCAUGGUAGUCUUCAAAAAAAUACAUGGUAUAAAGUUAUCAUCCCAAUGGGUAAGGUUAUCAUUAAUCCACCAACUAUUAAAACCUAUGAUGGCUUCAUUAUUCAGGGUACAAGUGAUGCUUUCUUAGAUAUGGUAUUCAUGGAUGAUAUUUACUUUUCAAAUGGUACUGUUUGCGUAGAUGAAUCAACUGAAGUACCCUAUUAUCAUCAAGGUAAAUUGGCUAAUGGUGCAUCCGGUGUUUAUAGUGUUAAUAAUGUUGAUUUCAAUAGUACUUCAAAGUUAUUUAGAGGUUUUAAAACCAUAGAGUAUCAACUUUUCCAAGGAUCAACUGCAGUUAUUAGUUUUAUGAACGGUUCAAUCAAUACAGCCGAGUUAGAUUUAAUGAAAUUGAACUUUUUCUUUAUACCAGAUCCAAAUUAUAACAAUCAAAAUAGUGGUAAUGACUUUUCAGAUGACUUACCAGAAAGUACAUUCUAUUUAAAUCUUCAAAUGUGUGCUACUGUCCAAGUUGUUGGAAAUUUACCAUGUGUUGGAUUGUCUGAAUAUUUAGGUGGUCAAGUUCCUGCUAAUAAAUGGGUAGAAUUACUUAUUCCAUUUGCUGAUCUUUAUGUUUAUCCAAAUGCUUUAGUAACCAGUCUAACAUUUAAAACUCCAGUCGAACAACAUCAAGGUGGUUUCUUUGUUGGUGAUUUACAAUUUGGCAAUUUUGUUCCCCCACACGUUGAUGAAGUUGACGGUUCUUUUUCUUUUAAAUUAUCAAUUAAUAUUAAUUUAUUAAUAUCAUUAUUAUUUUUUAUUUUUAUUAUAAUUUAAAUUAAUUUUACAAUAUAAUAUAUAUAUUUAUAUUUUUUUUAAAUAAAUAAAAUAAUUUAAAAUUUAUCGAAAAUU
This is a messenger RNA of Dictyostelium purpureum, 2672 nucleotides long. RefSeq lists its product as uncharacterized. Gene Ontology annotation, molecular function: hydrolase activity, hydrolyzing O-glycosyl compounds. The record is from RefSeq and is a predicted model, not a curated record. Gene Ontology annotation, biological process: carbohydrate metabolic process. Bases 435 to 2597 code for a protein of 720 amino acids. The transcript is spliced from 2 exons. Lineage: Eukaryota; Evosea; Eumycetozoa; Dictyosteliales; Dictyosteliaceae.